Pseudocercospora fijiensis CIRAD86 is the source of this 6578-nucleotide messenger RNA. RefSeq lists its product as uncharacterized. Gene Ontology annotation, cellular component: nucleus; cytoplasm. The transcript has a single exon. Gene Ontology annotation, molecular function: protein serine/threonine kinase activity; ATP binding. NCBI's taxonomy places the organism in Eukaryota, Fungi, Ascomycota, Dothideomycetes, Mycosphaerellales, Mycosphaerellaceae. The record is from RefSeq and is a predicted model, not a curated record. Bases 179 to 6067 code for a protein of 1962 amino acids. Gene Ontology annotation, biological process: phosphorelay signal transduction system; peptidyl-serine phosphorylation.
CCACGCCCAGGGACCACCGCCCUGCGCGCCCUCUCUCACCACGCCUACGCCUAUCCUUCUGAUUCAGCGGAAGAUGGGUGAGCGUGCAUUGGUGGCAUAGCCGCCCUGCUGUGUGCCAUUGGCAUACGGACCCGCUACAGGCUGCAAGACAUCAAGCAAUACAACGCGCAACGACACAAUGCCAGAAUCCGGGCAGCCGCAGGCCACGCUGCUGCCGCCCGCCGUCAUGGCCCUCAAAGAGGACGCGGCUGUGAUGACUCCCGAAAAGGGACAGAUGCUUAGAACCAUCUCCAUGGACAUUCGGGAGGAGCGAGAGGAUCUCAAGAAGGCUGCCGAGCAGUCCCUCAAUGCUAUUCUCGAAUUGGAUCUGGAGGGCAAGGUGCGAUGGGUGAGCCCUUCAUGGCGCGAUGUCACGGGUAGUGCCGCGAGCAGCAUCAUUGGACGGCCUAUCGCUGACAUUGUUGUGGACAACGCCAAUGUCUUCGCUGACUGUGUCGAGGCAAUGCGCAAGGACGAUUCCAAGAGCCACUUCAUCCGAUUCUCCGUAAACGCCCCAUCUGGACCCGAAGGCUCGCAGUCAGGAGAUGACGAGACUCCGGUCGAGCCCAAGUCUGGUGUCGACACCAUGCCUGAAGGGGAGCUCCAGACAGGCACCAAUCCGGACACCGAAGAGCGAACGAUCGAGCUUGAAGCUCAGGGCAUCAUGGUCUACGACAGGGCCACAGGAAACGAAAGCCACACCAUGUGGAUGAUCAAGCCUUGGGUCUCACGCGAGAUCACCAUCGACUUACCUCAGGUUCUGGUGGAUUCACUGGGAAUAGGUGCAGAGAUGCUCGCCAACUACCUCACGCUGCUCGCAGAUGUAGGAGUUCACGAUCCAGGCAAUCAUCCACCACCUCUUCCUGUACUAUGUCGCAUUUGUGAACGUCAAAUUACGCCAUGGUGGUUCGAAAAGCACACCGAGCUGUGCUCGCAGGAGCAUCGCGCAGAGAUGGAAGUUCAAAUGGCCCAAGAGUCUCUCAAUGAACAGCGGUCGGCGCUUGUGAAGGUUCUGGACGCGUUGGAAGCUCAGUCAAACCGUUUGUCCAAGUCACCGUCUCUUGAUGGAGGAUCUCCAAGUCCGGCGCCGAAGGCAGAGUACAAAGGUCUCUCUAUUGGUCCGAAUUCAGCUCCAUCGUCAGGAUCUACGUCAGGCCGCGCAUCGCCAGCUCACGCCUCGAGAUCGCGAGAAUCGUCAACCAGCGGCCUAAGCCAUCACCGAGCACGAUCUUUUGCUGUGAGGCGACCCUUAGCCCGCAUUGUCGAGCUGGUCCUGGAUCUUUGCGACACGGCAAUGGAGAUCAGUACACCAUCCAUCAAAGAAUCCAAGUCAUAUGCGCCAGGCGAGCUGCGAACACAGUCGCCGCAGUCGGAGAGUCGAAUCCAGCAGGUACUCCAAUGGCAAUCGCCAAGCGCUGGCUCUUUGGAGAACGAGCAAGGUCUUUCACUAUUGUGCGACGACACUGCUCAGCUUGCUAAGACCAAAGUUGAAGCGGUCUUCCGGCAUCGCCGAAUUCUGGAGUACGCAGAGCGGAUACGCGUGGAAUAUGAUAUCUUGGUACAGGAAUGCAUCGAGGCUGCGCUUCAGAAGGCUGCCCGCAUAGCAGCGGGCGAGUUGAGUGAUUCAAGUUCUGGCGAGGACAGUGACAACUAUGAGGUGUGCGAGCAUGAGCAGGGCGCAGAUUCGUCAAACGAGGCGAGUGUCGACCCUGCUGAAAUGCCACCCGACGAGAUAUUCGGCAGCUUGAGCUCACUUCGAUCCUCUGGCAGUCCCUCUGCGAUGGCCAUGGCGCUGCGUAACAUUUCCGAUCCAAUGCUCCAGCGACCGCCGUCUUCCGCUGAAUCGUCUCGAGCAAGCAGUCCGCGCGGUGCUACGACUCCGAAGUCGUAUGGAGGGCCAACCGAGCCAUUUCCGCUUCACAUGCAUAAAAGAGGCUCGAUCGCUCUUGAGAGUGAUACCGGAGCGGAGAGUGAUAGCAGCAUGCGGUCUUCCGUUGCAAGUGGUAGUAACAGACGAGCUGACUCGCCCGGAGCAGAACUCAGUCUCAGUCGCGUUGCUAGUACCCGAUCUCGCGAUCGCAAACGCCAGAGCCUGAUAUUGCCAAGCCUGUCUAGUGCUGGGAGACACCACUCUCCUGGCAGAGGUCCGCCUCCACCAUCUUCCCCAUUACGCAUGGCGAAACCCAGGAUUCCCAGCAGCGCCGGAACUGAUAGCUUACCAUCUCCAAUCACCUCGCCUGUACUGACGCAGAGUGAGUUCAAUUCGCCGGUCAUCAGAGCUCAUCACCAGCAUCACCAUCACCGACGACAAUCUUCAGCUGCUCUUUCCGAAGCGCUGGGCCGGCCAGCAUCUCCACGCUUGAGCGCCGUUGUCUCACAUCCGCAGCCGCGUGCAGUGCAGACUUCCAUCAAGGACUUUGAAAUUAUCAAGCCAAUCAGCAAAGGCGCCUUUGGCAGCGUGUAUCUGUCGAAAAAGAAGUCUACCGGCGACUAUUAUGCCAUCAAAGUGCUCAAGAAAGCCGACAUGGUUGCCAAGAACCAGGUCACCAACGUGAAGGCGGAACGAGCGAUUAUGAUGUGGCAAGGCGAGAGCGACUUUGUGGCAAAGCUAUACUGGACAUUCUCCUCCAAGGACUACCUUUACCUUGUGAUGGAAUACUUGAAUGGUGGCGAUUGCGCGUCUCUCAUCAAAGUUCUUGGCGCAUUACCGGAGGACUGGACGAAAAAGUAUAUUGGCGAGGUUGUACUUUGUGUGCAACAUCUUCACAGCAGGCAGAUCGUUCAUCGAGAUCUGAAGCCCGACAACCUUCUAAUCGAUGCCAAAGGCCACCUUAAGCUUACAGACUUUGGCUUGUCAAGGAUGGGUCUCAUUGGACGACAGAAACGGGCAAUCAACGCAAAGCCUGAUGAUGCACCACCCGAUCUUCUGAAGGCAGGGCCGUUCCGACGUGCUCCUUCUGUCACCAGCUCGAGAUCGACUUCAUUCGACUACCAAGGGCACACUCAUUCACCUGCACAGACUCCCUCGAUGACACCGGCUCUGAACGACACGAAUCAGCCCUCAUACUUUAGCCUGUACCGUGAAGGGUCGAGAGAGCCUUCGCGGCGUACAUCAGGACACCGCAGCGACAGCGGCGAUAGCGAUGCUUUGGCAGCAAUGUUCCGCAGAUUCUCUGUUGCAGACGGUCGAACACUUAUUGAAGAGGAAACCGCCGACGAAGAAGAUCGGGACUCACCAGAUCCAUAUGCCUUGCAACCGGUGCAUAGCAACAUCAGUACAAGGACAGAUACUCCGCCACAACAGCCACCAUCGCAAAUGCCGCCGCCGAUGAUGGCGCUCUUCGAUCCAGAGGAUAGCAAUCGACGCUUUGUUGGCACCCCCGAUUAUCUUGCCCCAGAGACCAUCAAUGGCGCAGGACAAGACGAAAUGAGUGAUUGGUGGUCUUUGGGCUGCAUCUUAUUUGAAUGCUUGUACGGCAGACCUCCUUUCAAUGCUAGCACACCAGAGGAAGUGUUCCAAAACAUCCUUGCUCGUAAUAUUCACUGGCCGACAGAAAAGGAGGAGGAUGACGUCUCAGAGGAAGCCAAAGACCUCAUGAAUAAAUUGAUGUGCCUAGAUCCCAAAGAACGGCUUGGGUCGAACAAAGACGACAAGUAUGCCAGCGGCGGCGAUGAAAUCAAAGCACAUCCAUGGUUUGCCGAAAUCAAUUGGGAAACUCUCCGAGAAGACGAAGCAUCUUUCAUCCCUGCAAGCGAGAACCCAGAAGACACAGAGUACUUCGAUGCUCGUGGCGCGACCAUGCAAAACUUUGCCGCUGAGUUUGAGGACCAAACGACUUCGCCGGUACAGACGCCUGGUGCGGACUAUCCAGAUCGCCCUCACGAUGCAUUGUCUCGCGUUAGAAGCCAAGUCAACUCCAUCAAGCGCAAUCUGAUGCCGUUGCAUAUUCCGCCUCAUGUUCGUGACGGGCGCUCUCGCAGAUUGAGUGAGCCUGUGGUGGCUGAUGACUUUGGCAAUUUCCAGUUCAAGAACUUGCCCGUUCUCGAAAAGGCAAAUAAGGAUGUCAUUCAAAAGCUGCGCGCUGAUGCCAUGCAGUCUCAAGUGAAGGCUGCAGCGGGUGGUAUUUCAGCGCCCACGUCAGCGCUAGCAUCGCCAUCGCCAGCACCGUCCUUAGAGUCGAGCCCGGUUGUUAACGGUCCUCUCAAACGUACACUGUCGACAAGCAGAGCUGCCAACCGACCGCAAUCACCUUCUAUUACCAGUCAGGCGAAUUCCUCGCCGAGCAGAGGCUCACAGCCAUCAUCGCCACUCCUCGUGUCCUUCAGCGCAGGUCAAAACCAAGAGCGCCGCAAGACUUCGAGCGGCUCCUCAAACCUGUCUGGGCACAACAACGGCGCCGCGCAAUCAGCACAUGUAUUAGAUCAAGCUCCCAAGCUGCCUGUGACCUUCAAGGCAACUUCAAGUGCGCCAUCGCCUAUCAAGGUGGGAAAGACGAAUUCGGUACACCUGCCUGGAUACGAGCGCGGUACACCAACCAGUGGACUCCCAAGCUCGUCAUCUCCGAGACAGCGAUCCCAGACAGUUGGCUCUCAAGACACCGACGGAGAUCUCGUGCCAGAGAUGUUGGCAGCGCAUCAUCACAAGCGAAGAAGUGGUGUGUUCGACGUGUCACCUUCCUCAUCAGACAAUGAGGAGACGAGGCAUCAAGUCCUGCUCCGAGUGCAACGGAGACGCCAGAGCUCCAGGCGACUCUCACAAAUAAGCCUUGCGGAUGGCCCCACCUUUCGCACCUUGGAUGUGUUGGUGUGCGAAGAUCACCCUGUAUCCCGCUUGGUCAUGGAGCGACUACUGGAGAAGCUGCGGUGUCGCACGAUUGCUGUGACCAACGGGUCGGAAGCGAUGCGUUACGCGAUGAGCGAGGUCAAGUUCGAUAUCAUCAUGAUGGAAUACAAGCUCCCUCAAGUGAACGGUGCGGAUGUUGCAAGAAUGAUUCGCGACACCAAGAAUGCAAACUCUCACACGCCAAUCGUCGCAGUCACUGGUUACCUGAAAGAGCUUCAAGCACCACACCACUUCGAUGCUUUGGUGGAGAAGCCACCAACGAAAGAAAAGCUUGAAGAAGUGAUGGGUCGCUUGUGCCAAUGGCGGACUCCGCCUGAGGGAUGGAGAGCAACGCCGCCACAGCCUAUCCCAUCCAGCCUCAAGCAUCACGAGUCUAUGCCAGUGGAGAAUAGCCCCACCACGACAGCUUCUUCCGGCUUCAACACAAUGUGGUCUAGAGAUCCAACUCGGGAGAACUCCGUUGGCUCAAGCUCGCUUGGCGAAUCUGACAGCCACUUUGAGAGCAUUCCCAAUCUGAUCAUCUCUCGCCAAGUGACCAACGAUUUCGAAAGCGAUCUGGAACGCAACUUUGGUGGUCUGGGUAUAUCGAGCACGACAAGCGCAGACCAAGUGACCAGGAAACCUUCAGAUCCUUUGCACGCUACGCUGGAACAUCAAACGUCGGCGCCGGCCGCUUUAGGAACGCCUGAUCGUCCUGUGCCUCGCAAAGUGCCUUCCACUGAAGCCAUCCAAGCCAAACGCCAAUCGCUGGAAAAGGUGCGAAACGAGUCCGCAGCUGAAAGUGGAGAUGACGAAGACGAGGAGCUUGGCCAUAUACAAGUUCGUCAGCGUUCACCUAAGGGGAGACACGUCAAACGAAGCUCAAAGCUUGGCACGGAGAUGAUGCGUACAAACAGUCAAGGCAGCGUGAUUUCUGGAGAAGAUGUUCCGGCUCCUAGGUGUUCUGGGAAUGAGCUUGAGCGUAGCAUUGCCGAAGAGCCUCCUGCAGAAGUUGUCGCAAAGGGUCAUCUGACUCCACCCGUUGUGUUCACACCAAAGCCUUUGGGAGACCUGGCCGUCAUGGACAUGGCCGCGCCGGGCACUCCCAGUGACGCAGACGCAACACCAAGACCACAGCACGCUGCGGAGGAGCCAGACCCCGAUCCGACUCCGAAGCCGGCAACAUCGCCUCAAGCACAAGACUGAGGCAGAACAUGAACACCUCACCACUCACAAUUCCAUUCGACGAUCUGCACGAAGCCAUCUAUGCAGAUUGCAUACAUUCCUUGUGUUCCUACGCCGUUUCGGCGAAGCGAAGCGUUUUCUCAUAUGUUUCACCCAGCAACAACAUGACGACUUUACGUAUAUUUUUGAUUUCUGUUUUUAGCGCGAGACGAGCAUGGUGUUGGGGGAGUUGAAGCAAUAAAUACGCGCUGGAAAAGCGUGUCUACCUUUGGGUUUACUGUUUUUUUUUGCUUUUGAGUAUUGAUCUCGCAGAACGUGUAUGAGGCUGUCUUUUCUAGGACGAAAAUCAGGGGAGUCUUCGCUGCUUCAAAGAUUGUGAAAGAGAUGUAAGAGACACACAGAAAACGGGCAGGAUUUAAAGAAGCAUGCCGUUUCUCAGAAUGAAAGAUUUUGGGGGUGUUGGUCGUUUUGUGGAGUGUAGCAUACAUGGUUGUCUAUCAGCUUCAAUGACAUUUCACUGAGCUCGAAUCUG